AUGAGUCGUCAAUAUAGUCAUAUCACUUCAACUUACCCGUCUAUUGCCGUCAUUCUAGAACCCAAGACCGCCGCCGAGGUCCACGAGUCACUGGCCCAUCCUGUCUACACCGCACGGCCAGAGGCGACGCCGGUCGCCUACCACGAUAAAGUUGAUUUGACUGUCACUUUGGGUGGAGAUGGUACCAUUCUCCAUGCGUCUUCUCUCUUUGCAACGUGUCCAAAUGUACCACCCGUGUUAUCAUUCAGCAUGGGCUCGCUCGGGUUUCUGAGCGAGUGGAAAUUCUCCGAAUUCAAGCGGGCUUUUCGAGAGGUGUAUAUGUCUGGCGCCGGCGCCGGCGAUCGAACGCCUGUACUGGAGACGGCCGUACCGUCCUCUCGUGAAGCAUUGACACAAAAUGCCGAGGAUCCUCAACCAGGACCAACGGGCUGGUCUUCGGUGAGAGGCCAGUGGAUGGGUACCACUCGGGGUGCCCCCAUUCUCAUGCGAAACCGGUUGAAAGUUGGUCUCUUCGCCGCGGAUGGCCAGGAGAUGACGCCUGUACGAGGGAAAACCGACCAUGGCGAGGGAGUUUACGUGAUGAAUGAACUUCUCAUCCAUCGUGGCAAAGAGCCUCAUCUUGCGAUCGUUGAUAUCUACCUGGGCGGUCGGUUCUUGACCGAAGCGGUCGUGGAUGGAAUCAUCAUCUCCACUCCGACGGGAAGUACCGCGUAUAGCCUCAGCAGCGGCGGCAGCAUCGUCCACCCACUUGUGCCUUCCACCCUGGUGACGCCCAUUUGUGCGAGGAGUCUCAGCUUCCGACCCCUGGUGCUGCCAUGGAGUACACCGAUCACUCUUCGGCUUAGCGAGAAGAACCGGGGGCGGGAACUGGAGGUCAGUCUGGACGGACUCAAUCUGGGCCAGGGCAUGGCCGUUGGAAUGGAAGUUCGCGUGUGGAAUGAAGAUAUGAGACAUGGGAAGAAUGAGUGGCAGGGCGGCGUGCCGAGUGUGAUGCGUCGGAGCAUGGGUGGUGAAGCCCACGAAGCAUGGGUAGGCGGGUUGAAUGGUCUACUCAAGUUCAACUAUCCUUUUGGGGAGUAG
This is a messenger RNA of Penicillium diatomitis, 1080 nucleotides long. RefSeq names its product NADH kinase POS5. NCBI's taxonomy places the organism in Eukaryota, Fungi, Ascomycota, Eurotiomycetes, Eurotiales, Aspergillaceae. The record is from RefSeq and is a predicted model, not a curated record. Bases 1 to 1080 code for a protein of 359 amino acids. The transcript has a single exon. Gene Ontology annotation, molecular function: NAD+ kinase activity. Gene Ontology annotation, biological process: NAD+ metabolic process; NADP+ biosynthetic process.